Molecule: messenger RNA, 1670 nt
Organism: Danaus plexippus (monarch butterfly)
Lineage: Eukaryota; Metazoa; Arthropoda; Insecta; Lepidoptera; Nymphalidae
Gene: Alg10
Product: phospholipid phosphatase 5
Exons: 6
Coding region: 133-981 (282 amino acids)
Biological process (GO): phospholipid metabolic process
Molecular function (GO): phosphatidate phosphatase activity
Source: RefSeq, a predicted model, not a curated record
GUCACAGGUUACUUGUGUUUUAAUGUCAGACGUCAGUAGGUAAAUUGUAGUCACUGUGCAACGUACAAUGAGUUAAAAUUUAAAUAAAAUAUAUUUUUUCCAUAUAAAAAUAACAUAAAAAUAGUGAACAAAAUGCCUCUCAUGCGGUCGGCGAGUUAUAAUUUAUUCAUGGAGAUCUCACUGCGAAUCAUACUCCUCUCAGUUUUCUGUUACAUGGAGUCAAUGAGUCCCUUCAUCCGCAUCAUUCAGCCUUUUGAGUUGGAGAACAACUGUAAAUAUCCUCGUCACGAUAGCUACGUGCCCAGCGGGAUGUUGUGGUCGAUAGUCCUGUCCGUGCCCUGUAUACUCUCCUUCAUAGCGUGGGCGGUUUGUAACGACUGCAACGAUGCUUUGGAGUUUCUGCUCGCGUGGUCUCUCUCCCUGGGUAUAACGGGGGUCACAACAGACACAGUCAAACUGAUAGUCGGUCGCCCUCGCCCCGACUUCUUCUAUCGCUGCUUCCCGGACGGAGUGCCCACAGCCGACCUCCACUGUACAGGGGACCCAGCUGAUGUGAUGGAGGGGAGGAAAUCCUUCCCCAGCGGACACAGCAGCAUGUCGUUCUGCUCGCUGGGCAUCGCGUCACUGUGGGCGUGCGGUCGCCUGUGUACCGUGUCCCGGAGACGCGGGGAGGGCGGCCGGGUUAUACUCACCCUGGCACCGCUCAUGCUGGCCGGGUGUAUAGCGCUGUCUAGGACGUGUGACUAUCAUCAUCAUUGGCAAGAUGUCUUGGUAGGAUCUGUCCUGGGCUUGUCCGUGUCUAUGUUCUGUUAUCGUCAGUAUUACAAUCCGCUCACAUCCGAAUUAUCCGGGAUACCUUAUAUAGUCACAAAAUCCAAUACAAAAUACUUCAACGGCAAACCAGAAAGUCCUAUGAAAGACGCCAAAGAAGAAUCGACGCCAUUACUGAAUGGCGCCAAAAAGGAAGACAAAUGGAUUUAGGUUUUUUUUUUCGUAUAAAGCUUUGAGGCACCAGUUUGAAUCAUUAUGCCAGUAUGAUUUUGAUACAGUUUUUAUGUAAAUUAUAUUAUGAGAAAUUUAUAUUUUAUUAAUAUAUCGUUUAUUAAUAACUUAUUUUGAAAAGUUUUCGUUUAGAAAUCUUUUUGUUUUAUACAUUUGUGUGUUUUGUAAUGAAUUUAUAUAUUUUUUUUUAUUUGGAUCAAUCAAUCUAGAUUUGUAAAAUCUAAACAGCUAGUGAGUACAUAUUAUGUUGUAAUAGUAAUUUAAUUACUUUGUUUUUUAGUUUUUAAUUUUUUUUUUAUUUUUUAUUAAACGGACUGUAUACUUAUUUUUUGACAUUCCAAAUGUCUAUUUUGACCCUUUUUUUAAUGUUUUUUUCGUGUUGUGAUUAAACAUUCCCUUGUUGUGAUAUAUCUGUUACCAAUUACGAAUUUUUUAUGCAUUUAAAUUAUUUCUAUGAAUUACAAAAAGCGACUUAGUCUUUUCUUUGUAUUUGGUAGAUUCUAGAAAAUUUUAGGCAUUAUAUUCUAGUAAAAAAGUUAUUAAAGAAAAGUCUUUUUAAAUUGAUAUUCGAUAUAAUCAUGAGAAAGAUAUCGUAGAAGUAGCCAAAAAAAAAACUUUGUGAAAAAAAAAUUUUUUUUCAUAAACUAAUAAAUAUUUUUGAAUUUUUA